This is a messenger RNA of Fusarium sp. VM40, 3564 nucleotides long. The record is from the annotation of a GenBank genome assembly. Lineage: Eukaryota; Fungi; Ascomycota; Sordariomycetes; Hypocreales; Nectriaceae.
AUGGCUCGCCGUCUCGUCCUCUCGUUCUUUUUGGCUUCGGCCUUCCAUUCUUUUGAUGUUCUUGCUGGACCCUGUCGACCGAGGGGUACCACUGCGAAUGCUGUGACUUCAAUUGCUGCGACAAGCGGUACAGCUUCGGACGUCUCUGGGAUAUUGACGAGCAAGGCUACGGAUGUCUCAACAAGCUCGUUGACAGCCUCAAGCGAUGCGUCCAAGAGUACUGCGACAACUGGCCUUGGGGAAAGCCUUACGGAAAGCCUGUCGCUAAGUGUACCAAACAGUCUUGUCACGGAUGUUACAUCAGGCUUCCCUGGGAGUUACUCGAGUCUACCUACCAGUCUUGCGACGACUUUGACUGCCAUUCUAUCAGAGAGUCUGUCGCUGAGCCUUCCCACGAGUCUUGCUACGACUCUGACAACUAGUGGAGAGACGAUUGCUUCAACCAGUGACCUGGCGGCUACCAGUCGCGCGACAACCGAUGCCGCGACUGAUGCUACCACUGAUGCUACCACGGGAGCGACAACCGAUGCUUUGACAGGCUCAGCUACCACAGGUGAAGAGACAUCCGGUUCAUCUACUGGGCUUACUGCUUCGAACAGUGAUGUUACAAGUGGUACCAUCGUGCAAUCGGUCACAAGAACCGCGACAGAUGCUGCGGUUACCACCGAUGAGAAUGCAUCUGGGUCAACUACUGCCCAGUCGACGACCGAACUCACCAUGAAUUCGGCCACAACAAAUGAGGCGACUGCUGAUACAAGUACUACGCCUACGACCGAAGCCACAAGUGAUACCGCAGUACAAUCGUCAACAGAUGCCACAAUGGACUCAGCUACCACCAGCGAAGAGGCAUCCGGUACGGCCACUGCGCUGACAACCGAUACCACGAGUGGCGCUGUCUCUGAGUCUGCGACGGGCUCAGUUACUUCGGAGGAAGAAACAUCUGGCACAGCCACUGGCCUUGCGACUGGUGCAACGAGCGAUAUCACAGGCUCGGUUACUACAGAUGCUAUUACAGAUGCCGCCACUGAUCUGACCACUGGCGCUACUACCGGCGCAUCUACAGAGACUGCCUUGGGUACAACAACCGGGUUCAUUACCGAUUCCUCAGCGGCCACUACCAACAGCGGCUCUACAGACACAAGUGCCGAAACGACGGCAGAGACUGCCACAGGGACAACUACUGGAGCUAUCACGACAGGCACCACAGACUCGACAUCAGUUCCUACAACUACUAGCCUCGCUUAUUGUGAUAACGAUGAGUGGCUCAAUGAUGCCCUCAUUGCCUCAUUCAGCGCCGACAAGAACUACGCUGAGGAUGUGUGUACCGCUGCGAUCCAGCCUGUCACGACUAUCACUGCUACAACUGGGACGGCCGAUCAACCCGAGACGACCACGACCGAGAUCAUCCCCGUGACCGAGCGCCACGACGGCGAGACCAAGAUUGUUAUCGAUGCACCCUCUACCGACUACAUCGCGGGCGCCGACAAGACUGUCACUGCUGUUCGCCGCGGAGACACUAUCGACAUCCUGGAGCCCAAGACCAUUUACAACACCGUUGGAAGGACAACCAUCAAGCUUCCCACUGCUUACGAGACGGUAUUCACCACUGAUGUUGACUACAUCGGCACCACUAGUGUGGAGACGAUCCUUGACGUAGAGACUCAAACGACGCUCGUUAUCACCGAUACCGUUGAGAUUGCCACUUCCACUGGUACAGAUGUCGUUACCGAGACUAUCACCAGCGUCGAGAGCAUCCCCACGACGUCAACAGAGUAUGUGGUGACUGGCACUGACAUCAAGUUUGCGCCGCGCAUGAGGGUCUAUGUGACCAAGUCGCGCACUUUUGUCAUUUACGCCGUCCCGUCUACUCGUCUGCAUACCGUGUAUACGACUACCGAUUACCUCACUUCGACUUGGACGACAGUUACGGUGCAGUCAACAGAGAUCGAUCACACGACUGUUCCUACGACUACACUUGACGUUACUACCGCUGCCACCACGGUUGAGGAGACCAUCGUUACGUCCACUGAAACCGACCAUGCUACUAGCACCAUUACUACUAAUGAGUGGACGACGGAGACUUCUGUUUCCACCUCGAUUCACACCAAGAUCAGCAUCUGGAAUGAACAUUACUUCCCCUGGCUCCAGAACAGAAAGCGCGCCGCUGCGACUGCUGCCCUCGACCCUCGCGCUGCCGACCCCGUCAGCCCUGAACAAGGCUGGCUCAAUGAGUUUGGCGAGGCGCAUUUGACCAGCGCAUGUUCCUGCAUUGUUGAAUUCCCUCUUCCCACUCUGACGGUUUACGCUGCCCAUACCGACACAGCAUCAGCCGAUUACAGAACGAUUACUCUAAGGUCUACUACAAUUGACAAAAUUUAUGGCGAUACUGUCACUCUUACUCUCACUACUCCCGCCACUGUCUUUACUCACAAGACCGUGACGGAGACAGUCGUGGUGGAUGGAACUACAACGGUUGAGACGCGCACUGUUCAUGAGGAUGUCACUGAGACAGUCUUCUCUACUCCUACUGCCCAGGAACUUGUCACCAAGGUUGUUUACAACGACGACGUCAAGGAAGUUACCAAAGAGAUUGCCGUUACAGACAAGGUAACUCUCUAUGGUGUCGCUACUGGAUAUACUUGGGUUGAAGUGAAGCGAACGCAAGAUCUCUGGGACAUUCGCAGCAAGCUUGUCACGGUCGGCAAGACCAUCGACAUCGCUGAGACGUCUACUGCUACUCUCCCACCAACCACUGUGGAAACUACUGUGGAGGUUACUUCAACUGCGCUGUCAACCGCCGACGAGACCAUCUACGAUGCUUUCACCAAAGUUGUACCUGUAGCUGUCACCGAUGUGAAGAAGUUUACAUACACCGCGACUAUCUUUACAGAUGCUACAUCAACUUACUCGAUUGACGCCACGCACACCGUCGGCACAAUCGCAACUACCACACUUACCACGUUCACCACCGUCAAGAAUGGAGUUACUUCUACCGUCACCACAGUCCUAUCCACCGACGUAACCGUCACAGCCCAAGCCAUCGCCACAGAGACGUGCAGCAUGCCCAUCGCCGACGGCGACUUCGAGUUCCGCCCCGGCACAAGCCCAUGGUACAAGUCGAUUUACUCCUACUACGACUGGGACAAGGUCGACCUCGGCGCGCCACACAAGAAGGUCAUGCAGACCAACAAGCUCUACGACAACAAGGAGUUCCUCGCCUACCAGGACGUCAAGAGCUGCAAGGGUGUCACUUUCCGCUGCGGCUACGAAUACUACUUCGACAAGUACUACCGGAUCUCGCUUAAGGACAAGAGCACCAAUACGUACAACUGGUAUGUUCCGUAUCUGCGCAUGAGCUGGAACAACGACUAUGAGUACAUGGCUGAGCGGUGGCCGGAGAGCUCGAGUGAUGCGAAGAAGUGGAUGUCAGCGAACAUCGAGUUUACGACGACGGGCAAGUGGGAUACUCUUUGGAUCUACGCUGCAAGUCCUCAGAGCCAAUUAAGUAUCGAGGACAUUAUGGACCUGUUGGCGGAUUCCAGUCUUGAUGAGCGUCUAUUGUAG